AUGGGGAAAAGAGACCAGCUAAAGCCUAAGGUAAAUGUCUCUUCUUACAUCCACUUUUUGCUGAAUUACAGAAACAAGUUCAAGGAGCAGCAGCCCAAUACCUAUCUUGGCUUUAAAGAGUUUUCCAGAAAGUGUUCGGAAAAAUGGAGAUCCAUCUCAAAGCAUGAAAAGGCCAAAUAUGAAGCCCUGGCCAAGCUCGACAAAGCCAGAUACCAAGAAGAGAUGAUGAAUUACUUCGGCCGGAGGAAGAAAAGGAGAAAGCGGGACCCCCAUGCACCCAGACGGCCUCCAUCGUCCUUCCUACUCUUCUGCCAAGACCACUACGCCCAGCUCAAGAGUGAGAAUCCAAGCUGGUCAGUGGUGCAGGUGGCCAAGGCCUCGGGGAAGAUGUGGUCUGCAAAGACGGAUGUAGACAAGCAGCCCUACGAACAAAGGGCAGCUCUCCUGAGAGCUAAGUACCGAGAGGAACUCAGUGUCUACCGUAAUCAAUUCAACCCCCCGAAGAAGCGCUUGCAAGAGUCGGCUAUGAACCAGUGCAGAGGGUUCGAGCAAGCUGAGUCAGACACAAGUGAUGGAUCCAACUAG
Messenger RNA from Dama dama (fallow deer), 585 nucleotides. RefSeq names its product high mobility group box 4 (gene HMGB4). Gene Ontology annotation, biological process: regulation of transcription by RNA polymerase II. Bases 1 to 585 code for a protein of 194 amino acids. The transcript has a single exon. Gene Ontology annotation, molecular function: DNA binding, bending. The record is from RefSeq and is a predicted model, not a curated record. NCBI's taxonomy places the organism in Eukaryota, Metazoa, Chordata, Mammalia, Artiodactyla, Cervidae.